GAUCUUCGGUCUGAAAAGUCAAAAAUACCCAGUUUUAUAAAAAUAAUGAUAAAACACGAAAGUGGUCUAUUUCUGCCUCGAAAUGCCGAAAAUAGAUUCUCGUCGUCUUGCCCUCCCAUGCCCGUGAGAUUGAUAGCUUUCAGGAACUGUUAAGCCAGCGGAGCGCACCUAUGGCUUCUUUACAUUAAACAAAGGCCUAAAGCGAAGGAGUAUUUUAUGUUCAUUCAAUUUGUGGUAGCUGUUUUCGUGAUGUUUGAUUGUGUUUCGAUUUGUGAUUUGGCCGCUACGCUAGUGUGUUUUCGUUUCCUGCUAAAGGGCUAAUAUAUGUUUUCCCUCUUGCUAACUCACUUUUACUAAUGGUUACUUGUUCUUCAUGUUUUACCGGUUCAUGAAACCCUGCAACAUCCUAAAAAAAAAAAAAGGUUUGGUUGAAUAUAUUCAAAGUUUGAACAUUCGUCUAAUAGAAUGGCUGAUGGGAUAUCAAGCUUCUGGGGUCCUGUUACAUCCACUACUGAGUGUUGUGAGAAGAAUUAUGCUAAUUCUUCUUAUAUUGCAGAAUUUUACAACACCAUAUCCAAUAUACCAUGCAUACUUUUGGCUCUCAUUGGCCUCAUAAAUGCAUUAAGGCAACAGUUCGAGAAGAGAUUUAGUGUUCUUCACAUAUCUAAUAUGAUACUUGCAAUUGGAAGCAUGUUUUUCCAUGCCACGUUGCAACGUGUGCAACAGCAAAGCGAUGAGACCCCCAUGGUAUGGGAGAUGCUACUGUAUCUGUACAUCCUCUAUUCACCGGACUGGCACUAUCAUAGUACAAUGCCUACAUUUCUCUUCCUUUAUGGUGCUGUUUUUGCUAUGGUUCAUUCAGUGGUGCAUUUUGGAAUGGGCUUCAAGGUGCAUUUUGUCAUCCUCUGCCUUCUUUGCAUCCCUCGAAUGUACAAAUAUUACAUUCAUACAGAAGAUGCCUCUGCCAAGCGACUUGCAAAACUGUAUGUGGCUACCCUUUUCACUGGUAGUUUAAGUUGGCUUUUCGAUCGGAUCUUUUGCAAGAACAUAUCAAAUUGGCCCAUCAAUCCGCAAGGACAUGCUUUGUGGCAUGUCUUUAUGGGUUUUAAUUCCUAUUUUGCAAACACAUUCUUGAUGUUUUGCCGUGCCCAUCAGCGAGGAUGGGCACCAAAGGUUGGCUAUUUUGGUGGUGUUCUUCCAUAUGUGAAGAUUGAGAAAUCAAAAAAAACUCAAUGAAAGAAAAUGAGAUUAUGAAAAAGAAGUGAGGAACUUGAUUUUGUGGAAGAUGGGGUGUUAACACGCACCCUUUCUCCAGAAAACAUUUCCAUGUAGUUUUUGCUUCUAAUUGGAGGCGUGUGAGAAGUUGUAGAAGCUAAGGAAAACAAUCUGUCAAUUUUUUGUUCAUCUGGAUGGAUCUUGAGGGAAAUGUGACGUCAAAGUUUUCAUUGUAAAAGUAGAACAUGUACUAUAUUUUAUAUGCUCUGUUGAAUCAUCAGCUUAGAUGUUUUUUUUUUCA
Jatropha curcas is the source of this 1516-nucleotide messenger RNA. The record is from RefSeq and is a predicted model, not a curated record. NCBI's taxonomy places the organism in Eukaryota, Viridiplantae, Streptophyta, Magnoliopsida, Malpighiales, Euphorbiaceae.